UCCUUUUUAUAUUCAUCUAUUUCCUUUCUUCUAAUAACGCAUAAGAUAGGGGAUAUAACAACUCUACUUUUUAUGAUAAAAAAAAUACAAAUGUGGUGUUCUAUCUUGAUCCUUCAAAAUACAGAAUCUAAAAUUGUUAACUGUGGUAUUAAUUAUGUGAUUGCAUUUAUGAAUUGAUAUGAUAUCUUUUGGUUGUUUCAGAAAAGGCAAUCAAGAUGAUGAAUGCCGAAAUAUAUGGCUUCAUCAUCAUCAGUAUGAUGAUUUCACAUGCUAAUGAGUAUUUUCAAUGAGUCGUUUUGCAUUUUAUGUUUUAUCAUUAUUAAGGGCUGUUAUUUGAGGACCCAUUUUGGACACCAAUUAAAUCAAUUUGAGCUUUAUAAAAUCUUGAAAAAUAAUCUGAGAAAAUCACAAUGUCUAAUUAAUUAUUUUAAAAAUCAAAAUGGGGUCCUCAAGAGGUCCUGAGUUUCAAUUAAUGCUUCUAUACCUCUAUACCAAGAGGUCUGAGUUUCAAUUCUCGGAGAAAGCAGAAUUAUACAAAUUAAAAGAGAAAAUACAAAGAGUACCGUCAAGCAUGAGUUCCAUAGGGCGAUUGAGGUGAAGCAGUCAUACGUCAAUUCUCAUACGUCAGGUAGAACUGUCGGCUGUAGAAUCGUCUGUAAUAUUUCGCUUAGUUGUAAUAUCAUAAUUAUCCAGCAUUAAAAAAAAUGAGGUAAAAAAUGAGGUGUGAAAUAAUAUCAUUUUUCUGACGUCAACUUUUGUUAUUUUAGAGAAAAAGUUAUACUACUAGACUAUUAUUACCUACCAAAUAAUAUUCCAGUUAAGUUGGUUGGUAGUUGGAGGUCAAACUUAAAUCGGAAAACGUCGCCUAAAAAUCUGGGGGCAUAAGCAACAACUUAUAAACCAACGGCUACCACCACUGGCUUUGAUUUUGUCCACUUGAUUUUGCUGAUUAAUAUAACUCAACUGGAUUGAUUAAAUAUUAAGUAAGUAUACUAAUCAUUAAUCUAUGUCCGGAUAAAUAGAUAACUCUUUUAUUAUCCCAUGUUUAAAAAAAUCAUUCAAAAUAUACGAUAAAAAAGUUUCCAUCUAUUUUUGUUCUUCAUAUUUUAAAAUUUUAUAUAUUCAGAAUGAAAAUAGUUUCAAAAAAUCCACAUAAUAAAUAUUAUAUACAUCUAUAUUCAUCAUUCAAGUUAGUAGAACUUUUAUUCUGUAAUAGUCGUCUACUCGUCUUAUUUUCCCAUGAUUAUCAUCUGGAAUCAUCAAAUUCAUUGAUUAUCAAAGUAUGAGAAUAUAACUGGCUCAACAUGUACAUAAAGCUCCAGGAAUUUACUCCAACUGGGAAUCAUAUUUAUGAUAAAACGUCAUCAUUUUUUUUUUGACAACAUAAAACGUCAUGAUUUAUUCUGUACCUCUAUUGAAAUUGAGAUCGAUGUACAUUAUAAUUUAUUACAUAUAUCGAUUAUUGUUAGUCUCUUGGCGAUAUUACAAAACUGAAACCACAUGGUAAGUAAAAACUUAAAUUUGCAUGAAAAUGUUCCCAUUGAAUGAAUAUGUUGUCGUAAAUGAGUGGAGAAAGAGACGAAAGAAAAAUUAAUGGCGGACCAACACAUGGGACUACUAGAGUUUAGGGAGCAUAUACCACCUUUCGUAUAAAUAAAAGUAUAAAUGUAUACAUACGUAUACAAGAUCAAUUUAGUGAGCCAAUACAAUUUCUUAAGCGAUUUGAUGUCGGUAUGACAUUACAUUGGAUCCCCACUUGUCUCUCUUCGUUUUUCUUUGUUCUUGAAUUUCAUUUUGCUUGUUUUCCAGUUUUACGUUUACCAUUCUAAUCUUAUUUUAUUAAAUAUUAUUUAAGUCAAAGUUACAGGUUCUGAUAAGAUAAUUUUGUAUAAUGUCACAGCUUUUGUAUAAAUAAUGAUUUCUAAUUGCCAUGUUUAGUCUCUAAACGGGAUAUGGUCAUAACAAGGGACGGUCCGGCGGUGACGGAAACGCGUAAAGGCUAAUCAUUUAACGACACUAAAAUACCAUUAUUUAAUAAGUCCACAACGAUAUUUUUCCUUUCUUAUCCCGAUUAAUUUAUAAAAUUGUUAUUUAAUAUACUCAAAUCCUAGGAAACGAACAAAUAAGCUCAAAAUUUGGUCAAUUUGUAUGUAUACAGAAUUGGAAGCUUUUGAAAGCAUACAAUACUAGAUUAAACUUUUUCUUUAAAAAAAAAUACUAAGAUUUAUUGAUGUAUGUGUGAAUGCAAUAAUAAAUGGAAGUUCAAUGAUGGAUAACACAACACAUAGUAUAAAGCGCUAUUUGCAAUGUAUUCAAUAAUUAUUCUCAUCAAAUAAUAGCUGACUGAUUAUUAGAGACGUAUUAAAAUACAAUUAAAAAAAGUUGCUUCACAUGUCUUAACGAACAUUUACUAAAACUACGUAAAAAGUCUCACAGUUUCUGAUUCUGUUGUCAUCUAUAUAUAUCUCUUAACAUACCCAUUGCUUCUCAAAACAUAUCUCACUCUUAACCAUCUUAAACCCUAAGUUCAAAAUCUCUUUUUUCUCUCUACAUUCUCUUCUGACAUUAUUCUCUCUUCGACCAAAAUCUUGUGACCUAAAAUCAGAAAAAUGAAACAGCUUUCGACAAAAGUUACAAGCAAUGGUCAUGGACAAGACUCAUCCUACUUCUUGGGAUGGGAAGAGUACGAGAAGAAUCCUUACGAUGAGAUGAAGAACCCUAAUGGGAUGAUCCAGAUGGGUCUUGCUGAAAACCAGCUAUGUUUUGAUCUCAUCGAGUCAUGGCUAGCUAAGAACCAGGACGCAGCUAGUCUCAAGAGGAACGGUCAGUCCAUUUUCAGAGAGCUUGCUCUCUUUCAAGACUAUUACGGCAUGCCUGAAUUCAAAAAAGCUAUGGCUGAGUUCAUGGAAGAGAUAAGAGGAAACAGAGUCACAUUCGAUCCCAAAAAGAUUGUGUUAGCCGCUGGUUCGACCUCUGCGAACGAGACUCUCAUGUUCUGUCUCGCUGAGCCUGGCGAUGCUUUCCUUUUGCCUACUCCUUACUAUCCUGGAUUUGAUAGAGAUCUUAAAUGGAGAACCGGAGCUGAGAUUGUACCAAUCCACUGCUCAAGCUCCAACGGCUUUCAGAUCACUGAAUCAGCUCUACAACAAGCUUACCAACAAGCCCUUAAACUUGAUCUUAAAGUCAAAGGAGUUCUUGUCACAAACCCAUCUAACCCACUUGGCACUGCGUUGACCAGACGUGAGCUUAAUCUUCUCGUUGACUUCAUCACUUCCAAGAACAUUCAUCUCAUCAGCGACGAGAUCUACUCAGGCACUAUGUUCGGGUUUGAACAGUUCAUAAGCGUAAUGGAUGUCUUGCAAGACAAGAAACUCGAAAACACCGAGGUUUCUAAAAGAGUCCACAUCGUUUACAGCCUUUCCAAAGAUCUAGGGCUUCCUGGUUUCCGCGUGGGAGCGAUCUACUCCAACGACGAGAUGAUCGUCUCCGCAGCGACAAAAAUGUCGAGUUUCGGUCUUGUCUCUUCUCAGACUCAGUACCUUCUCUCUGCAUUGCUCUCGGACAAGAAGUUCACAAGCCAGUACCUCGAGGAGAACCAGAAACGGCUCAGGUCAAGACAGAAACGCCUAGUGUCUGGUCUUGAGUCCUCGGGGAUUACUUCCCUGAGAAGCAACGCGGGUUUGUUCUGUUGGGUCGACAUGAGACACCUCUUGGACACGAACACGUUCGAAGCAGAGCUCGACCUAUGGAAAAAGAUUGUUUACAACGUGAAACUAAACAUCUCUCCCGGUUCGUCUUGCCACUGCACUGAACCGGGUUGGUUUAGGGUUUGUUUCGCUAAUAUGAGCGAGGAGACACUCGAUUUGGCCUUGAAGAGGCUCAAAACGUUCGUGGAGUCUACAGACUGUGGACGGAUGAUAUCAAGAAAAAGCCAUGAGAGGCUCAAGAGCUUGAGGAAGAAGACAGUCUCUAACUGGGUUUUCCGGGUUUCAUGGUCAGACCGUGUACCUGAUGAGCGAUGAAACUAUUCAUCUCCCUGAGUAUGAGACUACAAAUUAAACGAAAAUAACUUCAAGGUUUUUUCUUCUUCUUUAUUUCCUUCAUUUUUUUUUUAAUAUUUUGGAAGUAUUUUUAUUUCCAAGGUAUCUAUAAUAUCAUUAUAUAUGUGUAAUUUUCAUAAAUGUUUGGGUGAGUUUUAAUGCAUUUUUUCGGGUGUAACCUUGUUGCUCUAAGUGUUGUUUUUUUUUUUGAAACUUUACUAUAAGUGUUGUUAUACGUGUCUAAAAUGCACUCAGUCCGAAUGUGGACUUGCAGUGGCUAUAUAUAUUAUUUCCCGUUGUAAUUUUAAUAAAAUGUUUGCGUGUAUUGUGUAAUUCACUCUACUUAAUAUAUAUUAUAUUUGAAUUUGUAAAUAUGUGUUUCUCCAUCGUGAAGAGAAAAAUGUGUUUCCUUAAUUUGGGUUAAUUUCUGAAUCGGUUGACAUGCAAUCACCUUUGGCUAUAAGUCAUAUGAUGAUCGUUAACGUUAGUUAAGGACGUUAGUAGACAUAUAUCAAGGAGGCAUAUAAUUUACAACGUUAGUUAACUGAUUAAUACAGCUUAAUAUUGCAAUGGAGGGAAUUGGUAAACUGAGGAAGCAAAUUAGGAAAGUCAAAGGAGACGUCUUUUAUGUAAAUCGAGGAAGAGAGCAUGAUCUCUUUGUUCAAAAUGUUCCAUGAAGCCAAAUUGAUAAAUGAAUUAAACAAAUUGACAAAUAAAUCUUCAAUGAUAUAGCUAUAUAUCAAAAAGAUAGAUGAACAAUCGAUUUUUACUGCAUUUAAAACAUAUAUUUGGAUCGUUUUACAACUGUAUAAAAUGACGACUCUUACUAAAGGCUAAAGCGAUGCUAACAAAUACCAUGGUCCAGUGAUUACAAAUUUACAAUGAUUAGAGAUUUGAACAUUACAAGUUUACAACACAGUUCCAAUCAUAGCUACUGAAAUCAAUAAUUUCGCAAACUAAGAAAAGGCUCCAAUCAUUUAAAGAGAAAAAGCAUUAUAACCAUUUUAUUUAUUUUCUGUAAAUUAUUUCGGAGGGAUAAAGUCGGAUAAAGUGUCAUAUAAUAGCCUAAUCAUUAUAUAAGAUACCGGUCAAAGGUUAUAUGAUGCGAAAAGCCUAUUAUAGAUAGAAAUAGAAUAUAUACAUAUCAAACAACUAAUUUUUUUUUUUUUUUGAAAAUGCCAUGAGCCUUGUUGGUACUACGAACACUAGGAACUAUAUAAAAUACAACUUUGCUAACCGAAACUUAUUUAACUUGAGCAUAAUAUGCGGCCACACAGGCCAUAACGGCAAAUGAUCCUUACAUGUGAUGAGCAUUAAUCUGGUGGUUGAGUCCCCAAAGACCUGUCUGAAAUAAUUAAUAAUUCGAUUAAAAAUUGUACUAAUAAAGAUAUGUAUGUAUUUUGAGAAAUAAGAGAUUGAGAAUUUGGUUGGAUUUGAUAAUCCGUGAUUGAGUAUUGUACUUGAAAGUCUUAAUUGCAUAUGACCGACCAUAACUAUACAAACUGAGAUUUGUGUAGUCGUUGUACCAGAAAAUUUUCGUCGUUUAUCAUGGUCGUUAGUAUUACUUCCAAAUAUAUUAAACGACAUAUGGAAUGAUACUUAUGAUAUUAUAAGAAAAAAAAAUCGGUACGUCAACUUAGUUAUAUACUAAUCAUAUAGAAUUUGUUUAAUGGUAUAUAUCCUUAUGAUAUUAAAUUUUGUGAUUUAUUUAAGUUGUGUGAAUGUCAGUUCCAAGCUUAGUGUAAACCUAAUGGAAUUCCAAGUUACAUUGCUAAGUACGUAUAUAAGCCAUAUGUCAUGAAACUUAAUUAGUAAUUAUGUAAUUUAAUUAGUAAAGAAUCAUAGUCAAUAUGUAUUUUUAUACAGAGUGAGUUUCUAUGUAUCAACGUAUUGUAAAGUAUGUUUAAAAAAUGUACUGUAAAGUAGAAGAGAAUAAAACUACAUUGAAACCCCAUUAACAAAAAAAGAAGAAGAAGUAGAAGACUAUAUAACAUGUCAAGUUUGAACCAAGCUUUGAGUCACGUGGGCUUCACGAGUAUGCCAUAUCACAUGCCAUAAGACAUAAACAUAUAACAUCUUCUCCAUAUACAUAUACAAUGAUCAGAUUCAUAUACAUAACAAACAUGAAUUGUGAAAUUUGGUUUAUCUCCAUCACUGACUCCAACCAAUAGGACAAAUCACUUGGAUAAUUACAUAAACUAAACGCAUGGCCCGUUUGAUGUCCUUCAUAUAUGCAUGAGGGGCCAUCUACGCAUGGCUUUGUUACUUACAUGACACACCCUGUGCAUCAGUACACAGUUUUUUAGAGGACAAACAUGACGCCUAGUAUAAAAUACCGGAAUCAAAAUGCUAAUAUGACAUGAGGGCCACGUUAGCUUUUUCUCGUACUUGAUGCAUAGCUUAUGAGUCGGGAAGUCACUUAACCUUUUCUUAUAGACGGGCAUAUUUCCACUUUUUAUUAUAUUUAAUUACCGUAGAACUUUAAUCAAUGUUGUGCUUUGUGUAUACAUCCACUUAAUAUGUGUGCAAUUACGAAGAUUCAUCGCACAUCUGUUACUUAGAAAACAAGAAUCAAAUCACUCAGAGAUUUGUUUCUUUGGCUUAGAUGCACCGGCGUGAAUUAUAAUAUAGAGUCGUCGGAUUAAUGCUCAUGGAGUCUAUCAAUGUUCAUCCUCUUCUUCCCACCUUUUUAAACAUUGUUUACUCUCAAAUUAAUCUCUUUGUUUAAUUGACUUUUUUGUUGAUUUUUUCUCCAAAGAAGAAAGUUAGUGGCUCUUCCUCCCUUCAAACCUAAGUAAUUUAGUGACAUAUGAUGCUUAAUCCUCAAAUUUAAACCCACCACUUGAGUAUUUGCUUUAACUUCUGCUCUUCUGGUCAAGUAACUAAUGGGCUUUUAUGAGCCUUAACGAAACAUAUUGAUCAUAUCUAAUAAUGUACCAUAUGUUUUUCAUUUAUACGGGCUUUCAUGGGCUUUACUAGCGUUUUAAAACGAAAAAAAAAGAGUUUGAUUCGAAGGUCAUUUGCGGGAUGUUUUGAUCUGGAUUUUACUUAAAGUAGCUGAAAUUUAAAGUAGUGGAAAGUAAUAUAAAUAAAUAAUAGUAAAUAUAUUAUGAAAAUAAUUAGUGGAAAAUAUUUUAUCAGUUUAUUUAAAGUAGCUGAAAUUUCCCCGUA
Brassica napus (rape) is the source of this 7211-nucleotide messenger RNA. Its product is annotated as 1-aminocyclopropane-1-carboxylate synthase 5-like. Gene Ontology annotation, biological process: biosynthetic process; amino acid metabolic process. The coding region runs from base 2610 to 4022 and encodes 470 amino acids. The record is from RefSeq and is a predicted model, not a curated record. The transcript has 3 exons. Gene Ontology annotation, molecular function: transaminase activity; pyridoxal phosphate binding; 1-aminocyclopropane-1-carboxylate synthase activity. Lineage: Eukaryota; Viridiplantae; Streptophyta; Magnoliopsida; Brassicales; Brassicaceae.